Purpureocillium takamizusanense is the source of this 471-nucleotide messenger RNA. RefSeq lists its product as uncharacterized. Gene Ontology annotation, cellular component: extracellular region. NCBI's taxonomy places the organism in Eukaryota, Fungi, Ascomycota, Sordariomycetes, Hypocreales, Ophiocordycipitaceae. The coding region runs from base 1 to 471 and encodes 156 amino acids. The record is from RefSeq and is a predicted model, not a curated record. The transcript has 2 exons.
AUGGCGGGAAUAAAUACGCCUCUGCUAGCCGCCCAGUACGCCUUCGCCCUCAACUGUCUCCUGAGCCAAGUCGCAGCGUUGUCUAUUUGCAAGCUCGCCACCAUGGUCACCGUCACCGCUCUGGCUGCCUUUGUCUCCGGCGCUGCUGCUCUUGGAAUUAAUUGCCGAGGCAGUGGUGGCUGCACCUUCAAUAACGCCAAGCUAUCGAACGUCCUGACACAGGUCAAGCAGAUCCAAGCACAGGGCAACGGAAGACACCAUUAUGGAACAGGAGUCCAGUUAGCCUGCGAUCAAGGCCAGUACUCGUCUAUCUGCGCCUUUUAUCAGAAUGGUGCCAGUGGCACUGCAGAUCGUGCCGCGGAGCUCCUGCAGGGCCUCAUCGAUCACGGGUACGAGACAUCACUCAAAACGAUGAAAGUAACUACUGACAAGUAUGCGGAGUUGCUCGGAAUGCGGAUCCAACCCGAGUGA